AAAUUGUUUGUGAGCGGCGCAGCAGCCGGCAAGAGGAAGACACCACUCUCAGAUAUCCAAGUUGCAACCAUGUCAAUCGGAGAAGCUGCUUGCAGUUAUGCUGUUAUGAUCCUCAACGAGGAUGGAAUCCCUGUCACUUCUGAGAAGAUUUCAACAUUGGUUAAAGCAGCAAAAGUGAAAGUUGAGCCCUAUUGGCCAAUCUUGUUUGCCAAGCUCGCUGAGAAGCGAAGCAUUGCGGACCUCUUAUCGAAUGUUGGAGCUGGUGGUGGUGGUGCUCCAGUUGCUGCAGCUGCACCUGCUGGUGGUGGUGGGGGUGCUGCUCCGGCUGCUGCUGCUGCUGCUGCUCCUGCUGCUGAGGAGAAGAAGGAGGAACCACAAGAAGAGAGUGAUGAUGAUAUGGGAUUCAGCUUGUUUGAUUAGAAAAUCCGUUCAGUGUGAUUUAGUUAGUCCUAUGCUGCUUUGGUGUUUGGGUUAAGAAUAGUUACUUCUUAUUUUGUUAAUCCCAGUCUUUAGUUUUGUGGUUUAGAAGUGAAUGUUGUAGUGAAAACACUAUUAUGUUGUUCAUUUUGAGAUUUUCUGUUUGACUUCCAGACACAUAUAUCAAUCUUAUUGAGAUUUUUUUUUUUUUCCAUUUGCCACUCCAAUGUUAAACG
Messenger RNA from Rubroshorea leprosula, 653 nucleotides. The record is from the annotation of a GenBank genome assembly. NCBI's taxonomy places the organism in Eukaryota, Viridiplantae, Streptophyta, Magnoliopsida, Malvales, Dipterocarpaceae.